Parascedosporium putredinis is the source of this 1860-nucleotide messenger RNA. NCBI's taxonomy places the organism in Eukaryota, Fungi, Ascomycota, Sordariomycetes, Microascales, Microascaceae. The record is from the annotation of a GenBank genome assembly.
AUGGCGAAUGUAUCAAACACCGCGACCACACAGCGGGUGACGGGUGCCGCGGCCAUCCUGCACGCGCUGGAAGCAGCAGGAAUUACGCAUCUCUUCGUGAACCUGGGCUCAGACCACCCAGCGUUCCUCUCCGCGUUCGCGAGCAAGCAAUUCUCCAAGAUUCAGAUUUUCACCUCUCCCAAUGAGAUGAAUGCCCUCUCCGCAGCGUCUGGGUUUGCCCAGAUUACGGGAAAGCCAGCGGCCGUCCUCGUGCACGUCGAGUAUAUUCACUGGAUCCAAGAUGUUCCAGACCAGAGAGCCAUCGUCCGCCAAUAUAUGCGGUACGAACACGAGAUCAGAAGGCCACACAAUGCGGUCCAGCUCGUUCUGCGGGCAAUGCAAUUCGUCAUGUCGGAACCUCAGGGCCCGGCGUAUCUGAUUGCCAGUCGAGAGACACUCGAAGAAGAAGUUGAGCUCGCUCUCGAAGCGCCGCCGUCGCAAAAUCCCGCCAAGAACACCAUCCUAGAACCACAGGGGCUAAGCCCUGCGUCACUUCAGCUUCUGGGCACCACGCUCCUCAAAGCAAAGCACCCGUUAAUCGUGACCAGCUAUCUAGGACGGUCAAAGGCAGGAUUCGAAGCGUUGAAGGCGUUAGCCGAGCUUCUCGCCAUCCCAGUCCACGAGAAUGCACCCAUCUAUAACAACUUCCCGACAACCUCUUACCUUCACCAGGGCCAUCAGUGGAAUGGUGGAGGCCAGCUACCAGCGUUGGCGGAAGCUGAUGUAGUUCUAGUCAUUGACGCUGACGUCCCCUGGAUACCGGCUCAAUCGAAGCCGAACCCCAGCGCAUUGAUAUAUCAUUUGGAUUGUGACCCGUUGAAGGAGUCUACGACUUUAUGGUCGCUUCCAUGUGAGAAGCGCUGGAAGGUUGACUCAGCCGUCGCCCUUCAAGAACUCGUCGACACGGUCCAGCAACAUUCUCUUUUCGGAAGCAAGGAGACAAAUGCAAUCAUUAAAACACGUCAAGCUCAUCUCAAGGACCGGUUCAAAGCAAGGCAGACCAGGCUCGCCUUGGCAGAGGAAGUGCCAUCUGGCGGCAAUGUAACUGUGCCGUACUUCAUGUCUCGACUACGGGAUGCGUGCAGCGACGUACGUGUCGUAGGGCUCAACGAGUCUACCACGAACCUUGGGAAUGUUGCGGAUUAUCUGCAUCACAACGAAGCACAUAGUCUUAUCGGGAGUGGAGCUGAAAUGCUGCCCAAGAUGGUCCGAGACUAUUUCAACGGCGGUGCGAUGGAUAGCAUCACUCUUCGCGCCAACCAAGAAGAAUAUCGUCGCUUCUACAUAGUACCAAGGGUUCUACGCGACGUUUCAACUCCCGCGGCUAUGCAACGUAUGGCGCACCCGGACGGCGAGGAGGCCAUGGCAAAGGGGUGCGGCGCGUACGGCGCUGUCAUGGGCCUAAGCAGCUUUAGUACCACCAGCCUUGAAGAUGUCAAGUUCAAGGUUCCUCCUCAUCUGAAAAUGGCCAAUUUCUCUGAUGCCCUUGGGGUGAAGACGGGGUCGGAGCAUCGCACAAACGAGCUCAAUCAUAUCGCAUCGCAUCUGUCCCAAAAGAGUGCUGAAAACACCAAAGCCACUCCGCCAAAUAAAAAUGAUCCAACCCUUACCUGGGACUCGAUUAAGUACCUCAAGAGUUUGACAGCACUCCCGAUCUGGCUCAAGGGAAUUAUGACUGUCGAAGACGCAUUGCUAGCCGUAGAGCAUGGUGCCGAUGGAAUCUUUGUGUCCAACCACGGAGGGCGGCAGCUAGAUCAAGCUCCACCUACACUGCGAGUUUUGCACGAUAUCGCAAGAGCGGUGAAUGGGAGGCUGCGCAUU